This is a messenger RNA of Exophiala xenobiotica, 1194 nucleotides long. RefSeq lists its product as uncharacterized. The transcript has 2 exons. The record is from RefSeq and is a predicted model, not a curated record. Lineage: Eukaryota; Fungi; Ascomycota; Eurotiomycetes; Chaetothyriales; Herpotrichiellaceae. Gene Ontology annotation, molecular function: alkaline phosphatase activity; phosphoglycolate phosphatase activity. Bases 58 to 996 code for a protein of 312 amino acids.
CAACCCAACACUUGUUUGACCUUCCCUAUACCGCUCAUCUCUGUGGCCAUUGUUAUCAUGACAACGCCUGAGUACCUCACAGGCAACACGGAGGCCAUUCGUCGAUUCAUAGACAAGUAUGAUGUCUUCCUAUUCGAUUGCGAUGGCGUCCUCUGGUCUGGCGACCACCUCUUCCCCGGCGUCGUUCCCACACUGGACCUCAUACGCAAAAAGAACAAGCAAGUGGUCUUCGUGACCAACAACUCGACCAAGUCAAGGCAAGACUACAGGAAGAAGCUGGAGAGCAUGGGCAUUCCUGCAACUGUGGAAGAAGUCUUUGGCUCGUCAUACUCUGCAAGCAUCUACAUCUCACGGAUCCUUCCACAACAUCAUCCACAACUGAAACAGAAGAACAAAGUCUUCGUCGUCGGCGAGGCAGGUAUUGAAACCGAGCUGAAAGCCGAGGGAAUAUCACAUAUUGGCGGCACAGAUCCUGCAUAUAGGCGUGAAGUAACUCCCGAAGACUACAAGCUGCUGGCUGCUGGGGACCCGUCAGUGCUAGAUCCAGAUGUCGGCGUCGUGCUCAUGGGAUUGGACUUCCACUUCAAUUACCUGAAGAUGUGCUACGCCUAUCACUAUAUCAAGCGAGGAGCACUGUUUCUCGCCACAAAUACCGACUCGACCCUUCCGUCCGCAGGAACCCUCUUUCCCGGCGCGGGGUCCAUGUCUGCUCCACUGGUCAAGAUGCUGGGUGGUCAGGAACCCAUGGCAUUCGGAAAACCGAACCAAGCCAUGAUGGACGCUAUCGAGGGCAAGUUCCAGUUCGACAGAAGUAAGGCAUGCAUGAUCGGCGACCGCGCCAAUACCGAUAUCAAAUUCGGCCUGGAAGGUCAACUUGGAGGCACUUUGGGCGUUUUGACGGGCGUUGCAACCAAGGAAGAGUUUCUGGAAGGCGAUACACGGCCGCACUAUUACGUGGAUAAGCUGUCAGAUCUGCUCGAAGGUGCAGAGGCAUAAGACUAUGGUGAGGAGGUGGACAGUGCUACCUCAAGAGGAGACCAUGAUAGACUACUGAGGAGAGCGGACGCCUUGAUAGAGCGAAAGAUGCAUCAACCUACGCCACGGGCGACAGGACAGGGCGAACAUCGACCCAUAGACAUCAGUAGACCUUACAUUUUAUAUCAUCACUCGUCAAUGCAUAUGCAUACACUUUAC